AGCUGUCAGUGAACACCUCCCCUGAAUGUGUGUGUGUGUGUGUGUGUGUGUUUAUUGACUGAACUCACAAUCAGUCAGCCGAAAUCACCAGCACUGCUCAGUACAUCUGCCACCAUACUGCAGCUAAACGGACAUUAAUAAGGUGUCUUUUGAGGCAGUUUUUAGAACUUUUUGACUAAAGAAUGUCCAAAGAGGCGGACAGACAGUCGGUUUUGCGGACCGCAAAGGUCCGCACCGCUCUGAAAGGAGACAACAGCUGGAUACAGAGACGAGCGCUAGAAGAUCUUGAGAAUGAGGAGGAGGAGAAACCAUGGAUCGCUGAAGUGCGAGCAAACCGCUCAAAUGGUGAGCUUGAAGAAACAAGUUCUGUUUCCUCACCCACGGCCAAUGCGCCCCAGCCCAGAUCUGACACAGACAAACCAAAAACACCUGCACCUGGAUACUUAAUCAGGGGGGUAUUCACAAAAACUGAUUCCAAGCCAACAUCAGCUUCAUCCACCAAUGGAUAUGUUGGAAUAAAUAGCUUCAACAAAAAGCCAUCUGAGAGUUACAAGAAAAUAGCCCCCCACACAAUUCGGUCCAGCAGUGAAAAGACAGUGCAGUCUGAACCAACUCUGAGUCCGGACGAAAUGGAAAAGAGGACAGAGGCAGCCAGCAUUGUACUGAAGGGAUCAGCAGCAAAUCGCCGUUCAUACGUAAUGUCAGCUGCAAAGAAAUACGAAUCUACAGAGAAGCCUGACAGCUCUGCUGAUAUGAGCACUUCUUCCUUUGUUGCCAAAAAGGUAGUUAUCAGUGAUGAUGAUGACACUACAGCAUCUGUUAAGUCUGUGCCUGUGCAAAGUGUUAAAUCAAACCCUGAACCAUUGGUGAAGGAGGUCAAGCCAGCAGCACCUGAAACUAAAUCUGCACCUAAGCCUACACCUGAGACUAAACCUACAUCUGAAACAAAAACGACAAUUGAACCUAAACCCACAAUAGACUCUAAACCAGCACCUGAAACUAAGCCAGUGACUGAAACUAAACCUACAACACAAACUAAAAUAUCAACCGAAUCUAAUGCCACAUCAGAAUCUAAACCACCGCUAGAAAACGCAACACAGCCUAAAACAGCAUCUGAGCCUAAACCAGCUUCACAACCUAAACCUACACCUGAAACUACAACAACAACUGAACCUAAACCAGUGGCUGAAACUAAACCUACAGCACAAACUAAAACAGUAACAGAACCUAAACCCACAUCAGAACCUAAACCAGUUGAAACUAAACCUACAGCACAAACUAAAACAGUAACAGAACCUAAACCCACACCAGAGCCUAAACCAGUUGAAACUAAACCCGCAACAACUGAACCUAAACCAGCAAUUGAAACUAAAACAGCAACUGAAACUAAACCAGUUGAAACUAAAACUUUCACACAAACUCUAACAGCAUCCGACCCUAAACCCACAUCAGAGCCUGAACCAGUUGAAACUAAACCUACAACAACUGAAACUAAAACAGUUGAAACUAAAACUUUCACACAUACUAUAACAGCAACCGACCCUAAACCCACAUCAGAACCUAAACCAGUUGAAACUAAACCUACAACAACAACUGAACCUAAACCAGCAACUGAAACUAAAACAGUUGAAACUAAAACUUUCACACAUACUAUAACAGCAACCGACCCUAAACCCACAUCAGAACCUAAACCAGUUGAAACUAAACCUACAACAACAACUGAACCUAAACCAGCAACUGAAACUAAAACAGUUGAAACUAAAACUUUCACACAUACUAUAACAGCAACCGACCCUAAACCCACAUCAGAACCUAAACCAGUUGAAACUAAACCUACAACAACAACUGAACCUAAACCAGCAACUGAAACUAAAACAGAAACUAAACCUACCACACAAACUACAACAGCAACUGAUCCUAAACCCACACCAGAGCCUAAACCAGUUGAAACUAAACCAACAACAACUGAACCUAAACCAGCAACUGAAACUAAACCAGUUGAAACUAAAACUUUCACACAAACUAUAACAGCAACUGAUCCUAAACCCACACCAGAGCCUAAACCAGUUGAAACGAAAACAGCAACUGAAACUAAACCAGUUGAAACUAAAACUUUCACACAAACUAUAACAGCAACUGAUCCUAAACCCACACCAGAGCCUAAACCAGUUGAAACGAAAACAGCAACUGAAACUAAACCAGUUGAAACUAAAACUUUCACACAAACUGUAACAGCAACUGAUCCUAAACCCACAUCAGAACCUAAACCAGUUGAAACUAAAACAGAACCUGAAGCUAAAUCUGCAACUCAGCCCAAACCAGCACCUGAAUCCAAGCCUGAACCAGUUCCAAAGAAAAGCCUGUCUGACACCCUGAUAUCCUUCAGCACAGAGCCUGCCAGUUCUGGCCAAGCGGAUCUGGGAGUAGAUCUUCUCAGUCAGGAUCUGCUCACAGACAGCAGUUCUCUGCCUCAGACGAAGAAGACACAUAAAACUCUGGACCUGCUCGCAGAUGAUCUCAUUCCCUUCAGUACUUCUACCACCAGCUUAGAUGAUGAAUUUGAUCCAAUAGCAACAUCGAGUGAGCCCACAAAGAGCCCUCACUGGUACGGUCCUCCUAAACCGGACUCAAGGUCCACGGAUACAUUCAAUCAUUUUCAGCAUCCUGUGGAUUUGGUUGCUGAUAUGCCACCAGAUGUUCUGGUUUACUUGGCUGAAGAUGUCAUUCCAGUUGAUCCUAAACGUGACUGGGAGACAAAAAUGGAAAGUUACAAAACCAGCAUCAAAACGGUGGAGAGUUCUGUCCAGGAGAAGUUACCAGAAUCUGACUCCAAGAAGGGCUUCGUCUAUGUUAAGGAAUAUGUGGAUAACUCACGUCUUGAUGGCAGCAGCUCUGACUAUGUGUCAUCAACAACCUCUAACUACAACUACAGCAGCCCCAGCUACUACUCCAGAAGAGAGACGACUCCCUGUACAUACUGUGGAGAAAUGGUGGGAAAUGACGCCAAAAUCACCAUUGAGCACCUGAACAUAUCCUGUCACCCAUCCUGCUUUAAGUGUGGUAUUUGCAGUAAACCAAUGGGAGAUUUACUCUACAACAUGUUUCUCCACCGUGGGACGGUCCAUUGUGAGAGCUGCUAUUCCAAUGUGCUGUAAGGAGAUCUGCUUACACCGCCUGAAAUAUCCCUCAACAGUAUGGCCAACUUGAAUGAAUAGGAAUUAGACUCGUUACUGACACGAAACACAUUCCUCUUUAUUUUGAAUAUGUGCAUAAAAAGGUUUUCUUGGGCCAGGAAUGCUUGUUGCAGGGCAUCUACGUUUUUUUUUUUAGAUUCUGCCGCGUUAAAUGUUUAGUCAAGAUGAUAAGAAUUUAUAUCUGUGUUUUAUUUAAUCAUCGGAAACCAUUUUAAAGAAAUGAUUUUACUGUUUCAGUAGCAUUGUUCUGGAAAUAUGUAUCCUGCAUAUUCACAAUUAAAGACAAAUUCUCAUCAAUAAA
This is a messenger RNA of Sinocyclocheilus anshuiensis, 3495 nucleotides long. Its product is annotated as proteoglycan 4-like. Lineage: Eukaryota; Metazoa; Chordata; Actinopteri; Cypriniformes; Cyprinidae. Bases 183 to 3155 code for a protein of 990 amino acids. The transcript is spliced from 26 exons. The record is from RefSeq and is a predicted model, not a curated record.